AUGAAUGAUGCUAUUGCUAGGCUUGAGCACUUGAGGUACAUCUAUCUGUCAUCUACUGAGGAAUAUAAUCUGAGCAAAAUAUUUAAUCUCAGUCACCUGGAGGUCCUUCAGAUCCUGAAGAUAGAGAAAGAAAACAAAAGUAACUCUAUUAGUAUUAACCUACCUCACUUGCAGAAACUGCAUCUUCCUAAAAGUACAUUGUCCAGGAUCCCUUACAUUGGUAGGCUGACUACCCUUGGAGAAGUGAAUGGAUUCAGUGUGAAAACAAAAGAUGGCCACAAAAUAACUGAGCUGAAGGAUUUAAGGAAGCUCCAAAAAAUCAGUGUCCUUGAUGUCCAAAAUGUUAUAGAUCACAGCGAAGCUUCUGCUGCUGAAUUGGAUAAGAAAUUGGACCUGAAGUUAUUGUCUUUGGAAUGGUCUACUGAUCAAGCUAGUUUCGAUGAUAUGGUGCUUAAUAAGCUUGUUCCUGACAGUAAUCUCAAGCAUUUAGUCAUUUCCGGAUAUAACGGCACUAAACCUCCAUUGUGGAUGGAAUCUAAAUACCUUUCCAAUUUGGUAUAUCUGAAGCUUGACGGAUGUGUGGAAUGGGACAAACUCCCUCCAAUUGGCUAUCUAUGGACUUUGAAGCAUCUGUUUCUGAUGCAUCUACCAAAAUUGAAAUAUAUUGCUAGUUCAUCUUACAGUACUGCCACAUAUGGAUACAGAAGCACCAUCCCUGAUGGACUGCCUCCUCACCUUAUCACUUUUGUUGUAAACGAUUGCCCAUGCCUGUCAGAGAUACCUGGUUUACCUUUAAGUCUGCAGCAUUUGGACAUUGGUAGAGUUGGAAUGUCUAGUCUACCGACCAUGUGUGAUCACAGGGGGCUAAGGCAUGCUUCUAUGAUGGAGUCACAGCUCUCCAUUUUGAAUAUAGAAGCUUGCAAAUUUUUGGUUUCUCUAAAUGGGUGUUUCUUACAAGAGGAACAUUGCAAAGCUCUCACUGUCUUAAGCCUGGUUCGUUGCCACAUGUUGAUUUCCCUUCCUGAUGCACAAGUUUGUUUAAGGAUGCCUAAAUUGGAGAGUGUUAAAAUCAUUGAAUGUAGCGAGUUGUCAUCCUUGGGUGGACUAGAAGCCCUUUCUUAUCUUAAAUUACUUAGAAUAGAAUAUUGUGCCAACUUGCUCGGUGCUUCAUCGUCAAGACUUCCUCCAGCAUCAGAAGAAAGUUCUUAUCUUAAGCUUGAAACACUUGAAAUUGAUGACCAUCUGUUACUUGCUAUCAGUCCAUUAAGGAAUUUGUGCCUUACUAAAAGACUUAUCAUGUUAGGAAGAUCAAAAAUGGUUGAGUUACCUGCAGAAUGGUUAUUACAGAAUAGAUCUCACCUAGAACAUGUAGAAAUAAGGAAUGGAGAACUGUUGGAGUCACUGCCGAAUAUGAAUGAAAUGCACACUCUCCGGAGCUUGAUUCUGCAUAACACUCCACUCCUUCAGUCGCUGCCAUUUAUGCCACCAAACCUAUGGGUCCUUGUGAUCAACGGUUGUUGCAAUGCGUUACAUGAGAACUACAAGGCUAGUGGUUCUGAGUGGACAAAGAUAUGCCGGAUCCAUACAAACUGCAACCUCACUUCUGAAGUAAUGAUAAAAGACGUUGGCGUGGCUUUCCACGCUUUACCAGCUAGUACAACAUGUCCAUGAAGAGUUCUUGGUGUUGUCAUGAUGAUCAUAUGGUUCAUGUGGUUGUCACGGAAUAGGGAACUCCUCAAAAUUAUCUAAGGGGUGGUCAGUUUAUUGCCAAAAUAAAUCCUAUUAUUUAUUGGUAAAACCAUUUUACAAUGUAAAAGUUUACAAGCUAAAGAUUAUACCCUUAUG
Oryza brachyantha (malo sina) is the source of this 1845-nucleotide messenger RNA. RefSeq lists its product as uncharacterized. The record is from RefSeq and is a predicted model, not a curated record. The coding region runs from base 1 to 1671 and encodes 556 amino acids. Lineage: Eukaryota; Viridiplantae; Streptophyta; Magnoliopsida; Poales; Poaceae. The transcript is spliced from 2 exons.